AUGGGGCCCAAAGAAUCCAACCAUGUCCAUUGGAAAGCUCCGACUUUGAUGCUGUUUCCCACAGCAGUAGGAAUUGGCCUUGCUUUAGGACAGCACUUUUUCUACCAGCACCUUGAUGGAAGAGCUACCGACGGCUCCGACACCAAAUUCUCGCAAGCCCUCAACACCGGUAUAGGCACCGCGUUUGCGUUUCUGGUUAGGUCUUUCUUGGUCCUAGCCAUGGGUACCGCCUACGCCCAGCUGUUUUGGCAACGACUACGCCACAAACAGGUCAAAUUCACCGAGAUUGACUCACUCUUCGCCAUCUUGACAAGUCUGAUGGACCUGUUGCGCUGGAGAAUCUGGAUCCACCAUCCCUUACUGGCCAUUGUCGCUCUGUUGGCAUGGAUGCUGCCCUUGACAGCUGUCGUGGCGCCUACCGCGCUGACUACGCAUUGGUCGGAAAACUCUCGAGAAACAUUCAAACUGGCAAAUGUCCCCACUCCGGACUUCAAUCGCAGCUCGUAUGCCAUAUUCGGCACCGACUACACCAGUGAAUAUCUCACUUGGAGGGGCUCCCAGUAUACGCUGGACAGGCUCACGCUCGCAACUGCUACUGGAGGUGAAAUACUAUCUGCACCCGCCCCUGCGGUCAACUCAUCCUACACCAUCGAUUUCUAUGGCCCGUCGCUACAGUGCCAGCCUCCACCCACCGCAUUCAACCAAAGUUUUCAGACACUCAUCGGGGAUUUGGAACAGGGAAAACUGCUUUACGAACGGAUCCUCUACCUCGCUUGGCGUCCUAAUGUCACCGACAACUUGCUAUGGUUGGAAACAAUGCUUGAAUCGGGUUUCAAUCAAGGUGGCGGAAAUCUGAUCGGGCCCGGUGAUCAGCUGGCCACCGUGUACUUCGCCUUCAAUCGCGCAUAUACCCUCUCACUGGUCGAAUGCACCUUGAUGAAUACAUCGUAUGUGGUAGACAUCACGAAUUCAGAUGGUUUCCAGACCCAACAGGUUCGCCAUUCAAAGCCUCUGGGUGCCAUCACGACGAUCGUCGGGUACCAGUACUCCGCCGAUGAUGCAUUGCGGAAGCUCAUGGCUUACGAAUCCAUACUCGCAUCCUUCUUCGGUGUCCUUCAAGGAAGCAUCAUUCAUCCUGAAACUACUGAUACAAACGUUUGGUCCACUGAUACCACCCAGGUCAUGUCAACGACGCUCGGAUUAACCGACGAACUUUAUUCCAUUCUCACAGACUCAGACUCAAUGACCGACUUUGUAACGCCAGCGGAGCCUGACGUGUCAGCCAGUGGCAAGUCAUUUGCUCGGUCGGUAGAAGAAUUGUUCCAAAACAUCACAUUGAGCUUGAUGGCAUUCGAUCGGUACAGGACCAACUUCACAGACCUAGAGCAUCGGCACCCUCUGACAAACGUCACGAUAUUAUCGCCAUACAUUGUGUACAAAUAUGCCCCGCGAAAUCUCAUCAUAGCCUAUACCAGUGCAGUGGGUGUGGCGGUCCUGAGCGUCGCCGUCGGCUGUCUUGUUUUGUUCACUUCCGGAAAGUCAUACGGCAACAAUUUCACCACCGUCAUGAGAACCACCAACAACCCCCAGGUUGCAGCCCUGAUCACGCAUGAUGAUAAGGAUGGUCGAGAUCCGCUUUCAGAGCAUCUUGCGCAGGCGAAAUUUGAUUUGCACCAUGAGAGCACCGUGCCUGGAGAACUAACGCCGAACUCAACGCCCUUGAGCGCGGAAUCCGUGACCUCUGAGCAAAUUCCACUAGUCCGGGCAAAGUCGCUUCCAGCGCGUGGAUCAGUGACUAUCACCUCGACAGGCGCAACACCUUUGCCUUUCGAUCAGCUAGCGGUAGAGAAGAGCCAAUCCGAUGAGGGAGAUCCAGCGGCUCGGGAAGAAUGUAACACUGACCUUGGCGGGGAGCGUCCGUUACACCGUACGACCUGGUAA
Messenger RNA from Capronia epimyces CBS 606.96, 1941 nucleotides. RefSeq lists its product as uncharacterized. The coding region runs from base 1 to 1941 and encodes 646 amino acids. The record is from RefSeq and is a predicted model, not a curated record. NCBI's taxonomy places the organism in Eukaryota, Fungi, Ascomycota, Eurotiomycetes, Chaetothyriales, Herpotrichiellaceae. The transcript has 2 exons.